Messenger RNA from Carya illinoinensis, 1108 nucleotides. RefSeq lists its product as uncharacterized. The coding region runs from base 40 to 855 and encodes 271 amino acids. Gene Ontology annotation, molecular function: calcium ion binding. The transcript is spliced from 7 exons. NCBI's taxonomy places the organism in Eukaryota, Viridiplantae, Streptophyta, Magnoliopsida, Fagales, Juglandaceae. The record is from RefSeq and is a predicted model, not a curated record.
GGCCAUGCAAUAACAUUGCAAAAUUGUUCUGAGGGGAAAAUGGAGGAGAUCUGUGAGGUUGCUAAAGCUUAUUACGCAAACUCGACAAAGCAGCAACAGGAGGAAGCCCGGGAUGCUUUCCAAAAGAUGAAUUUGGAAAACAAUAAGACGAUAAGCCUAACUGAUUUCUUGGAUAUCUGCCUGCCAGACAGUUUUCCCAAAAGUGUUGCUUGUUCUUUGUUCAAGGAGCUAGACGUAAAUCGUGAUGGCAGCCUGGAUUUCGACGAGUUUAUCACCUUGUUCUAUCUGCAUCAAAGCAAGAGGCUACUGUAUUGUCAUGGCUGCGAAAAGUUUCUUACUGGACUGUAUUUCACUUGCGUCAAAUGCUUUGAUUCCACCAGUAAUAGCUAUGACCUCUGCUCCAUCUGUUACCGGAAGAAAAACUUUCAACACCAUAAAGAUGCAGUCUUCUUGGACAACUACGCUUUACUCCGUCGGAACAUCAAACGUUCAUCGGAAACGGAAGUAGACCCAGUUCAGGAAAAGUACGAGAAUAAAAUGAAACAAGAUGUUGAUGAAUCUGGCCAAGUCAAAAAGGAUGAAAAUGAAAGUCAAUAUGUCUCUAAAUUAUCGGAUCAUCAGGAAAUCAAUAUUGCAACCGAAGCAAAUUUAGAAGUCUUUAAUUACCAGGAAAAAGAAGUCGCAAAUGCAUCUGACCAGGAAAAAGCUGGAAAUCAAAAAGCUGCAAACAUACAUCGUUACCGGAAAAGCGAGCGAAUCGGCAAGGCAUUUGCAAAACUAGGAGCAAACAUCACAACAAAAGUAACAGGCAAAAUCUCAUCGGCUGCUGACAGUACCGAUUGCAAUGUCAUGUGAUGGUUAUCACGUAAAAGAGAUCUGGCAAUUGCUUUAAAGUUAGAAGUUGAUUAUGAGUGAAAUGUUAUUCUGUGUUCAGUAUUGAUCGUUUGUAACAUUAAUGUGUGCAUGCAUGCGAAUAAAUUGACUAUAUACCUUAUUGUAUCAUAGCACGCAUUAGUCUAGACGUUAGAUAUUGAAUCAUAUUAUGCCUUCAUUGUCUAUAAAUAAACAGCAUCUUGCAUUUUAUAGAUAACCCUAUUAAUGGAGUAGU